AUGGAAGGAAAGAUUAGAAUAGAAGAGCAUUCAUUGGCUCCAUUACAACACUAUGAUAGUGCUUCUGAGGAUGAAUAUGUGAGCAUUUUGAUUGAGAGGGAAACGGGUACUCUUGCUUUCAAAAAUAUUGAGUCUUUCAUAUUUGUGAAUUGCUUCAGUCAUUCACGCAUGAAUGCUCUUAAUUGGAUUCUUCAGACAAGAGCAACACUUGGUUUUAGCUUUCAAACAGCUUAUUUGUCCAUGGCAUACUUUGACAGAUUCCUUUCCAAAUGUUCCAUUGAUAGUGGUAAGUGUUGGAAAAUGAGGUUGCUAUCAAUUGCAUGUCUUACUCUAGCUGCAAAAAUGGAGGAGAGUGAAGUGCCGGUGCUAACCGAGUUUCAAUCGGAAGAUUAUUGCUUCGAAAACAAAGUGAUUCAGAGAAUGGAGCUCUUGGUGCUUAGCACAUUGGAAUGGAACAUGGUUAUGAUCACCCCAUUAGUUUUCCUUCCUUAUUUCAUCACAAAGCUCUGCAAUGAAUCCCAAACAUGCCAUGUUUUGUCCAAGACUAUUCAAAUCAUCUUCACACUAAUACAAGAGGUCAAUUUAAUGGAUCAUAGACCAUCUGUUAUUGCGGCUGCGGCGACUUUGGUGGCAAUGGAUCAGCACUUGACAGUAGAAUCAGUAAAAUUGAAGAUGAGUUCAAUUCAUGAAUUCAGAUUUCUUGUAGCUGAAGAUAUAUUUGCAUACUAUGAUCAAAUUCAAAGUUUCUACAUUGAGAAAGAAAACUAUAAGACACAAGAGAAGGAGAGUUACACUCAAUAA
This is a messenger RNA of Arachis duranensis, 801 nucleotides long. RefSeq names its product cyclin-D5-1-like. The record is from RefSeq and is a predicted model, not a curated record. Gene Ontology annotation, molecular function: cyclin-dependent protein serine/threonine kinase regulator activity. The coding region runs from base 1 to 801 and encodes 266 amino acids. The transcript has 5 exons. Gene Ontology annotation, cellular component: cyclin-dependent protein kinase holoenzyme complex; nucleus; cytoplasm. Gene Ontology annotation, biological process: regulation of cyclin-dependent protein serine/threonine kinase activity; mitotic cell cycle phase transition. Lineage: Eukaryota; Viridiplantae; Streptophyta; Magnoliopsida; Fabales; Fabaceae.